AUGCUGUCAUUGGCAGUUCUGGUCGCCUGCAUCUUCAAAUGCGAUGGGAUUGGAGACUACGGUACAACUGAUGUCUACGACAUGCUGAUUCAAAAGCAAGACGGUGUUGUUGGUGUGAGCCAGUCGGGCUCAUCGCUGGGAGCGCGGACCGUCGAGCUUUUGAGAAACGGACAGCAAGCUAUCCUGCCAGUUAAAGAUGUCAAGGAGCUGGUUGACUGCAGCGACUUUGAUGUGGCCUUGUCAUGCCCGAAAGCAGCUGACAAAGAAGCAUGUCAGCGAACAGUGGUGGAAUAUGAUGGCGUGCGGUAUGUCUGUUUCUUUACAGAGACAACAUAUGGCAGCACCUCCAGCACUCUUCACGCUUCCCGCUGCAAUGUCGACAUGAGAAGCAGCGUUUGUAGCUCAGCGGGUUGA
This is a messenger RNA of Symbiodinium sp. CCMP2456, 414 nucleotides long. Lineage: Eukaryota; Dinophyceae; Suessiales; Symbiodiniaceae. The record is from the annotation of a GenBank genome assembly.